CGCUCGCGAUUGUUGCGGUCUUGCUAGUCAAACUCGCCCAUGUCUCGGUUUAGAAACUGGCGAGGAGUUAAACUGAUCGCAAGAGAGCUGCCAAGCUUCAGGUGAUAGGCUGACCACCCACUCGCUGGCCAUGAAAAGUACACUGAACUAUCUGUGGGAAACAGAGGAUGUGCUGGGUCAAGGUGCCACUGCCAGUGUCUACAAAGCCCGCAACAAGAAAUCAGGAGAACUAGUUGCUGUGAAAGUCUUCAACAAUGCCAGUUACCUGAGACCUCAGGAGGUGCAGAUAAGGGAAUUUGAAGUCCUAAGGAAGUUAAACCACCAUAAUAUUGUCAAACUCUUUGCUGUGGAAGAAAUUGAAAGCAGCAAACAGAAAGUGCUAGUGAUGGAAUACUGCUCAGGUGGGAGCCUGCUGACCCUGUUAGAAGAACCAGAAAAUGCCUUUGGUUUGUCAGAAUCUGAGUUCCUCAUAGUGUUACGCUGUGUGGUGUCUGGCAUGAAUCAUCUUCGGGAGAAUGGGAUUGUCCACAGGGAUAUCAAACCAGGAAACAUCAUGCGUCUCAUUGGAGAAGACAGACAGAGUAUUUACAAGCUGACGGAUUUUGGAGCUGCCCGCGAACUGGAUGAUGAUGAAAAGUUUGUGUCAGUUUAUGGGACAGAAGAAUAUCUUCACCCUGAUAUAUAUAAGCGAGCAGUGCUGAAGAAGCCCCAGCAGAAGGCGUAUGGGGCGACUGUAGAUCUAUGGAGUAUCGGGGUAACCUUUUACCAUGCAGCCACAGGCAGCCUCCCAUUUAUCCCUUUUGGAGGACCUCGCAAGAACAAGGAAAUCAUGUACAAAAUAACAACAGAGAAACCUGCUGGAGCUAUUGCAGGCACCCAAUUGCAAGAGAAUGGGACCAUUGACUGGACCUAUGAGCUACCAGUCACAUGCCGACUUUCUUUUGGACUGAAAAGACUACUUGUCCCUAUCCUGGCAAACAUUUUGGAGGCUGAUCAAAAGCAGUGCUGGGGCUUCGACCAGUUUUUUGCGGAAACCAGUGACAUCCUGCACAGAACAAUAAUUCAUGUCUUCUCUUUGUCGCAAGCUAUUAUGCACUGGAUCUACAUCCACUCCUAUAACACAGCUACUGUAUUUCUAGAAGAGGUCUUCAGGCAAACGAAUAUAGCUGCUAACCACCAGGAAUACUUCUUUGAGGGUCAUUCGUAUGCAUUGAAGCCCAAUCUUCAGGCUCAUAAUUUCCCCAGGACCACAGAAAACUGCCCUCUGAUCAUGUUGAGCACAGAACUGGAAGAUCCAGUGGUGCUGAGGUACAGAGAUCACAUGGCCUGCAUUAUGGCCAGGGAAGUAUCAGCGACUUUGGAGUUUCCAAAGUUUCUCCCACAAGUUGAUGUCAUAGCAGACUGCAGUACAGCAAAGGAUGUUGUGAGUGCAACUUACUACACCUUGAGGGUAGCACGGUCACUUCUGCAGGGCCAGGAACUAGUUCUCAGAGGCUUGUAUUGGAUGAGUGAAUCCCUGAAGACAGAAUGCCUGCAGAUUCUGGAGAAGAGGCACGCCAUGGCAGCAAUACUAGCUUGCUCACAACAACAGGAGAUGAAGACCCUACUGCUGUAUGAAACGGUUGCUGGAGACUGUGAGGCUCCUGAAGUCAAAGAGUUGGCUGAAAUAAAAUCAAGACUUCAGUCUGUUGCUGAAGAUCUUUCCAGAUGUUCCCACAGCAUUUCUGAAUAUCAAGCAAUUGUACGGUGUGUUUUAUCUGAGGUAGAAAAGAGAAGGAGUCAAUUGAAAGAUGAUAAGAGCAUCCAGAAGAUGGAGGCAUGCCUUGACAAGAUGCAGCUCAUCUACAGCCAGUUCAAGAAAACCCGGAAGUGCCCGCGACUGUUGUACAAUGAGCAGCAGAUCCACAAGCUGGACAAGGUGAACCUGGGACAUUUAGCCAAAAAGGUUCUUUCUGUUUUUCAAGAUGACUGUUCACAGCAAUACCAGGCUGCUAUUUCGGCACACGGAACCAGAAUGAGGAAGAUGUUUGAGAUGAGGAAGCAUUUGAAGAAAAUAAACAGAUCUUUAACUACCUGGAGUGUGGAGAUGUCAGGAUGCCAGAAUUGCCUCUAUAAUGUACAGGUUUUGGAUAAGCUGCCACAGAGAGUCCUUCAGGACAAAAUAGCAAUCAGUCCUUCUUCACAAGGUUACUCAAAACAGAAACACCAGGCUAUGAUAUUUGGAAUGCAAGAGCUACAGGAACAGAUGAAAAUCGUAGCUCACAAUCUGCAGCUCAACAACAUCAUCAUCCAGCGGUUAAAUGGCUUUUCAUCCUCACCAGACCUGUAAGCAAGAAAGUAGUUCUCAGAUCCUGAGACAAUAUUGCAAUGUGGGCAAAUUGCAAUGAAUUUUCAUCCAUCACUUGAAAUCCUCACAAUUUUGUCGCAAAGAUACCAACAUAUUCUACCUCCUUACUCUAGCACUUUAGUGUGGUUUUGUCCCACUUGUCCAAUUGAUUGGUACGCUGUGGCUUUGAGAUCUGACAAAUUUGGAGCAUCCCAGCAAGUGCAUACUGGGAAAAGAUUAAUUUGCAGAUGUCUGGUUGUCCUGAAGCUCUAAAAAGCAUGGGAGCCGUGAAAGUUAGAGGAGGGGGCCUCAAAGGGUGAGCUGGAAGCUAUAAAAUCUAUAGCAAAAUAAUUAUAUGUAUUACAUGGCGAACACAAUAAGUUCGUUAAAAUAAAUAUAAAUACUACACAGGACCUGGAAUACAGGCUGCAUAUAAAAACAUCAGAAUAAACUGUUACAAAGAUCUCAAACAACGUUGAUGAUACACUCAUUAUAAACAACCAAUACAGGACUAUACACAUUGGCCUUUUAGCCUUUCCUGGUCAUAAAUACAAAACAUGAUUAUUAAAGGCACAUCCAGAAAUAUACUUUAUAAGGCAUUUUGAUCUGAAAAUAGAAAACCUUACCUCUUAUGUGGCCUGAUGUUAACUAUUAACACAAACCAUGGGUCUUGCAAUAUGGAAACUUGCUCACACUGGAAUAAAAUUGCCAGUGUUUCCAGAUGUUUGUAACAUCAGCCAGUGGAAUAAAUGUUAGUUUUUAGCCACUGGAUCUCUGUUUAAUGAAGGAAAAGUGCCUCUUAUACAUUCUAAUUUUUAAAUUUCUAACCAGAACAGUUUUCCUCUCUGAUUGUGACUCUUUGGGCUUAGGGUGACCAUAUUUAUGAAGUGGUGGAGGUGGUCAAGCACAGCUUGUCAAGGGCCACACUAGGCUAUUAAUGAAAUCCUUCUGUGAACAAUCCCCUGCCUUAUGGCCCUCUGGCUCAUAUUAGCAAUUUUACUGUUCCAGAUUAAUCUGAUCCAUCUGUAAAUAUUGGAUUAAACAUUUGAAAAAGCCUGGUAAAAAUGUUUGUAAUGCAAUCAAAUGACAAAAAAGACUAGUGCUUCACUGUACGACAAAGAAAUAAAUAUUCUGUUGAAUAA
Sphaerodactylus townsendi is the source of this 3468-nucleotide messenger RNA. It is a transcript of the gene IKBKE, whose product is annotated as inhibitor of nuclear factor kappa B kinase subunit epsilon. The record is from RefSeq and is a predicted model, not a curated record. The transcript is spliced from 22 exons. NCBI's taxonomy places the organism in Eukaryota, Metazoa, Chordata, Lepidosauria, Squamata, Sphaerodactylidae. Gene Ontology annotation, biological process: peptidyl-serine phosphorylation. Bases 131 to 2329 code for a protein of 732 amino acids. Gene Ontology annotation, molecular function: ATP binding; protein serine/threonine kinase activity. Gene Ontology annotation, cellular component: cytoplasm.